Molecule: messenger RNA, 1742 nt
Organism: Acanthochromis polyacanthus (spiny chromis)
Lineage: Eukaryota; Metazoa; Chordata; Actinopteri; Pomacentridae
Product: high mobility group protein B2-like
Exons: 5
Coding region: 165-761 (198 amino acids)
Biological process (GO): regulation of transcription by RNA polymerase II
Molecular function (GO): DNA binding, bending
Source: RefSeq, a predicted model, not a curated record
UGAGGGGCGGGGCCAGGCUGGAGCUCGACCCAGUUUGAAAGUGAACCAACGGCUCCAGUCGCAGCUUCAGCCCCCAAACAACAACAACAAGACCCGAACCCCAAGAAUCGAGACCCGGUCCCAGUGUGCUGCACCUGUAGCCGGCCCUCCUGACGAGUGCCACUAUGAUGCGUAAAGACGUGAACAAGCCGAAGGGGAAGACGUCAGCGUACGCCUUCUUCGUCCAGACGUGUCGAGAGGAACACCGGAAGAAAAACCCCGAGCAGUCGGUCAACUUUGCCGAGUUCUCUAAGAAGUGCUCCGAGAGAUGGAAGGCUCUGUCUCCCAGCGAUAAGAAGUGCUUCGAGGACAUGGCGAAGGCUGACAAGGUCCGCUACAACCGGGAGAUGAGAGACUACGUCCCCCCUAAAGGCUUUGGAAAGAGGGGCCGCAAGAGGAAAGACCCCAACGCCCCCAAGAGACCUCCGUCUGCGUUCUUCGUGUUCUGCAGUGAGUACCGUCCCAGCGUGAAGCAGCAGUGUCCAGGUCUGUCUAUAGGAGACUGUGCUAAGAAGCUGGGAGAGAUGUGGAGCAAACUGUCCCAGUCUGAGAAGCAGCCGUACGAGGAAAAGGCCCAGAAGCUACGAGAGAAAUACGACCAGGACAUGGUGGCGUACCGCGGCGGUGCAACGUAUGCCAGGAACCCCGGUUCUUCAGCUCAGGGUGGAGAGGAGGAGGAGGACGAUGAGGAUGAAGACGAGGACGAGGAGGACGACGAGUAGAGAGACUGAGAGGCAGGUGUGUGUGUUUCAGAGCAGCUGAUUGGACAGCAGGCCAGGGGGCGGGGCUUCACCACAGGUGUGACAUCCUGGUUACAGAGGCUCAGGUGAGUCAGAGCAGCCAUCCAAUCAGGAGCAGCUGCUCCUGUCUCCAUAGUAACAGCAGGUGAUCAUUAUUAACCCAUGGAAUCAGAUGUUCCAUAGUAGUCCAUCAGGUAGGAGUCAGGUAAGGAUGAGGGAACAUCAGAACUCACCUGUACUCAGUCUGACCCUCAUUAAUCUGGUGGUUUCAGUGUAGUUCAUGAAGCUUUAGCAUAGAAAGCUAACCAAAGCUAACAGUAGCUUUCCUCCAGUCACCACUGUACUUAGUUACAGUUACUUCUGCAGUUACAGUUACUUCUCCAGUUAGUGUUUAUGUUGCAUGUUUGGUGACCUGAAGCAUGCAGUGCAGCUUAAUGAAGACCAGUUUAACACUCAGCACACCUGUAACUGGGUCACAUGACCCACCUGUAACCGGGUCACAUGACCCACCUGUAACCGGGUCACAUGACCCACCUGUACCCGGGUCACAUGACCCACCUGUAACCGGGUCACAUGACCCACCCUGAGUCUGUGGCUCAGCUGAUGAAUCCUGAUGCUGUGUCUGAAUCUUGUGAUUGACAGGUUGCUCUGAAACACACUCAUUGCUGCAGCGUGUGUGUGAAUGUGUGUGUGCGCAUGUGUGUGUGUGUGUUGAGGUCAUCAGAUGUUAAACUGUCCCACACCAGAGGAUAGUAGAAUAAACCCCCUCACUGUUACCAUGGUUACCCCUGCACCCCCUCCCCCUGUGUGUUGCCAUGGAAACCCCUGCCCCUCCCCCUGCUCUCCAUCAUCGUCAUGUUGUUGUUUUUUAUUUUCUUAUCGGAGGUUUUCUGUUCCUUGUUCACUGUCAGAGUAGAAACUUCAACUUUUAUAAUAAAAUGAUCAACUGAGGGAAAACACAAA